Messenger RNA from Cucurbita maxima (winter squash), 2859 nucleotides. Its product is annotated as ubiquitin carboxyl-terminal hydrolase 25-like. Bases 176 to 2089 code for a protein of 637 amino acids. NCBI's taxonomy places the organism in Eukaryota, Viridiplantae, Streptophyta, Magnoliopsida, Cucurbitales, Cucurbitaceae. Gene Ontology annotation, biological process: protein deubiquitination. Gene Ontology annotation, molecular function: cysteine-type endopeptidase activity; cysteine-type deubiquitinase activity. The record is from RefSeq and is a predicted model, not a curated record. The transcript is spliced from 8 exons. Gene Ontology annotation, cellular component: cytosol; nucleus.
UAUUUGGGUUGGAGGGAAAGGGGGGAAAAGGCGGUAGAAGAAACAAAGGGAGGGAAAAGAGGAAAAAAGCUAUGCGAUUUCGUUGGUGUUGGUGCCGGCGGCGACACUCGGGGAGUAGAGGUCCGGCGGCUUCUAAUGCUCUGCACAAACCUAGCCAGGAAGAAGAAGGUCGUUAAUGGCCUUGCAAUUGCAAAUGAGUUGGCAACCGAGUUUACUGAGUCAGAAGCGGCGAAAUGGCCCCCCUCUCGGUCUCAGAAACCUAGGCAAUACCUGCUACCUCAACAGCGUCCUUCAGUGCCUCACUUACACCCCUCCCCUCGCCAAUUUCUGCCUUCGAAACCAGCACUCCUCUCUAUGCGAUUCUGCUUCCUCCAACGCGGAGCGAAAGCGUGAAUGUCCGUUUUGUAUUCUGGAAAGGCGUAUAGUGAGGUCUUUGAGCUUGGAUCUCACCUUGGACUCGCCUCUCAAGAUCCAGAACUGUCUCAGGAUCUUCGCCGAGCACUUUCGCUUGGGCCGCCAGGAGGACGCCCACGAGUUCCUUCGUUAUGUCAUCGACGCUUGCCACAACACCUGCCUCCGCUUGAAGAAGCUGCGUCGAACUGGGGGAGGUGUGAGUGGAAGCUCCACGGUGGUGAAGGAGAUUUUCGGGGGUGCCUUGCAGAGCCAGGUGAAGUGUUUAUCUUGUGGAAACGACUCCAAUAAGGUUGAUGAGAUAAUGGAUAUUAGUCUUGAUGUUUUGCAUAGUAGUUCUCUUAAAGAGGCAUUGCAGAAGUUCUUUCAACUGGAAGUUUUAGAUGGCAGUAAUAAGUACAAGUGUGACAAUUGUAAGAAGUUGGUGGUGGCGAGGAAGCAGAUGUCUAUACUUCAAGCACCGAAUACUCUUGUCGUCCAAUUGAAGAGAUUUGAAGGCAUAUUUGGUGGUAAGAUUGACAAGGCCAUUGCGUAUGAGGAGAGUUUACAACUUUCAAAUUUUAUGUGCAAAGGAAGUCAGGAUCCACGUCCAGAGUACAAGCUCUUUGGUACCAUAGUGCAUUCAGGCCUUUCUGCCGAAUCUGGGCACUAUUAUGCAUAUAUCAAGGUCUAUGUGGACCAUAUUCAUAUAAAGCCUACUAAAUCUAAAACAAGAUCAGAUCCUCACAAGGAGGUCUUGUCAGAGAAGGUGUAUAUUCUCUUUUUCUCUCGUACAAACCAAAGGCCAGUAACUGCGAAUGCAGCUCUUGGUUCAAAUGGUGUAAAAUGUCAUGAAGGUAAUGGCAUUGAAGCAUCCAAAAUCUCAAAACCUUCUGCGGUAACUAAAGCAGCACAGACAAAAUCCCAUGUUGAGCAAUCUUCUCGGAAAGAACUUUCAAGUCUAUCUAAGGUAGAAAAACCAACUUUCAGUCAGCGAGGAAAAUCUUAUAUGAAUGGACAUUCUAAUUCUGUACAAGCUCCUUCCACCAUUAAUGGGAAGAUAGUUCUUGAGAAGGAUCAAUUCAUCAAGGAGAACGAGAAAGAAAAUGUAAACUCGUUGCAUUUGGAAAAUGGUGUGAGACAUAAAUCUUCUCUUGGGAAUGGAAAUAGCAAGAAAAGUAAUGAAGUUGCUGAUGAUGUCACUGAGAGGGAACGUAAAUCUGUGUUAAUGAAUGGUAAUGGUAAUUGCGAGAGUGUGGCAAUGAAAGAAGAUAAAUAUGAUCAGUGUAAUGGUAAUCCUAUGAAUAACAAGUUCACUGCAGGAAAUGGGUCUGGUCAUGAUGAAGUGGAUAAUGCAGUCAACUGCUCCUCUGAGAUCAAAAUGGCAAAAAGAAAAUCAGACCUCUGUAUCUUGUUUCAACAGGAUGCUCUAUCUCGAAAAAGAGUUGGAGAACUGAAAGAAGAUCUCAGGAGAGAAACUUUCUCAGUUUUAAGAACAUGCGGUUGGUCAAAGGAGGUCUUCAGUUGCAUGCGUUCAAGGAAGAGACUGUGUUUACGAGAAAUGGGGAGCACUCCAAGUAGUAACGAUUUAAAGAAAUUGCUGAUUGCAGAUGCCAAGCAAAAGUUUAUUUCACGGAUACCAGAAGCUCUAAAAGAGGACCUUAUAAAAAAGCUUCAAGUAUUUAGUCAAGAAAAGUAACCUGGAAGGGUCUCUUCUCUUUGAAUGCGGUAGCUGUGCUGAGAAACAAACCUUAUGCCGGUUCUUGAUGUAGAUCCAUAUAUACUAAGAGAUGCCGUCACAAUCUAUAUAACAAAAUUCAUUCUGUUGUAACUGGCCCCUUUGAUGGGAAUGGAAUGUCCUGGGGGUGAUAUAAGAAGAAUAUGUCCAGUUCAAGCAAGCAUUAGCAUCGCUGGGAAUUAGUCCUUUAAUGCCCUCAAUCCCCUGCCACGGAUUUACCAUUAAUCUUGUGAAGAACUGGGAUCACCAAUGCGCAUGAUUGAAAUUUCUUUAUGCCGCGAGGCUGCACAACUGGCAGCAGUCAUGGCAGAGAAGAAAGUUCAGGAAUUCUAUUCGAUUUUGUAUAAUAUCCUUUUUGGUAGGAGUUUUGGUUACAAUCAUUAAAAAAAAAAAAAAAAAGUAUAGGCAGACUGCGGGAGAAAUACAUAUCUAUGGUUUCAUUGAGAUAGCAUUUAUUUUACCAUGUAAGUCUGUUUUUGAGCAAUCUAUUUCACCCCACAUUUGAUUCUUGUACCUGACUCAGCGCGAUAGAAUGACACCGUUUGCCCUUGCUGCUGCACCCCCUACAGUUGGAAAUAUUUGGAGCGGCACUGCUUAGAAAGGGUUUGAUAGUAUUUGUUAAUUUUCAGUUUGACUGCCAUGUAUCUCUUUCGGUUUUUUUAAUGCCUUCUCACUUUACUAUGAAUUUUUAUACAUCCAUAGUGGAGCUAAUGCAGAGUUCUGUGGCAAAC